CUCCGCCCUCCGCCCUCCGCCCUCCGCCAUCCAUCCUCCUUUGUUCUCCUUUCUUCCUUGAUCAUUACAGUCAAGCCUCCGUCACACGUCGCCAAAGUAUUUGGAAGAGGAGCAGCAGACAUCGCAAUGACGGCUGGAGGCUCGGACAACGAGCCCGGUUUUGAGAUACUCGAAAGUCCCCGCACGAGCCUGGGCAAAGACCGGCACGGGCUUACCAAGUCGAAAAAGAGGCCUUCGGACGCUCUCGACGACGCUCUCGACGUUGACGAAGAUACCAGAGCGGAGUCAAACGAUGAACAAGAUGGAGAAGACGAAGAGUCCAGAGUGCUGAGCGGCAACGUCAUGGUCAUCGUCGAUCCGGAAGAGAAUAGGCGCAGUAACAGUAGCGCCUCGAUGAAUUCGCGGAAAAGCAAGAGCGGUACUCGCACCAGUACUAGAGCAGGCAAGACGGCCACGACUCCAAGCAAUCGUAUGAAAACGACGCCGACUAUCCGUGCCAAGACUAAGGACUUCGAAGACCUCGACGACGGAGAUACCGAUGACGAUGACGUCAGCUUCAGUGGCGACGAUCAAGACGAUGAUGAGGAGCAAAAAAAGGAGCUGGCUCCCAGACAAUCGAAGAAGGGCCCAGAAUCUAAGAGGAGAAAGGCCCCGGCCGGGAAGGGGAAGAAAAGGGAGACAGCCAAGGAGAGACGGGAAAGGGAAAAGAUCGAAAAGGGUCAGAGUACAGAGGCUCAAUCACAGGAGUCGGAGGAAGACGCGAGUGACGAGGAGGAGAAGCCGUCCAACAAGCAGGAGAGCGCAGCAGCUCGUUCCUCUCCCCCACAGGCACUUUCAAAUGAGGCCGAAACAUCUAUCGACGUUUCACCGCGACUACGCGACACGACCAACACCCAUUCCUCCGCAAUACACCCAGCCACGCCCAGUCUGAGUAAGGUCGACGCGACGGCGUCGACCACGGCCUCGUCAUCGUCCUCAUCCAGCCGUGCUGCCGAACAAAGAAGGAUGGAGCGCGAGACAAGGACACCCGAGAGCAUGCGUCGGUCCUUUUCAGGCAAGCCUCUAAAGAAUCUCUUGGGACCAUCGUCCGUCCGUCGACCAGUCCUUUCCAAGCGGGUCACAAUUCCGUCUCUGCACCUGAAUCGCAAGCCUCCCCCACCAUCUCGCGCGCCAAUCCCAUCCAAGGACAAGAAAAAGGCCGGCGAAGAGGAGGAGCUGGACAGCGAAGAGGAGGAAAGGAGGCGCAACGAGACGCCAGAGCAAAAGAUGAGGAGGCUCAUCAUGAUGAACGACGAAGAGAGUUGGGCUCCGCCCGCUGGUUGGAAGCUGGGACAGAACGGCGGGGAGGGUGUCUCGUCGUCUGCUCCUGGUGGAUUGGACCUUCGUGAGGAUGACGGCGCUGCCUCUCCAGCUCGAAGCUGGGACGAUGACUAGACCAAACGCUCUCGCGCCUU
Acaromyces ingoldii is the source of this 1454-nucleotide messenger RNA. RefSeq lists its product as hypothetical. The transcript has 3 exons. The record is from RefSeq and is a predicted model, not a curated record. Bases 127 to 1434 code for a protein of 435 amino acids. NCBI's taxonomy places the organism in Eukaryota, Fungi, Basidiomycota, Exobasidiomycetes, Exobasidiales, Cryptobasidiaceae.